Messenger RNA from Aspergillus steynii IBT 23096, 1401 nucleotides. RefSeq names its product putative proline oxidase Put1. The transcript is spliced from 2 exons. NCBI's taxonomy places the organism in Eukaryota, Fungi, Ascomycota, Eurotiomycetes, Eurotiales, Aspergillaceae. Gene Ontology annotation, molecular function: proline dehydrogenase activity; FAD binding. Bases 1 to 1401 code for a protein of 466 amino acids. The record is from RefSeq and is a predicted model, not a curated record. Gene Ontology annotation, cellular component: mitochondrion.
AUGGGGCCCAAGAUCUCCUGGCCCAAGCGGUCCGGGCUCAUACAUCCACGGACCAAAGCAGUUGGAUUGGCGAAGUCAUCGUCAGCUACACCCCACCAUGCGAUCCCGCUCCAUGCCUCCCCAUCGCCUCCUAAAAAGGCCCCUCUCUCGGUGAUGCCGACGAAGACGUUUCUUCGCUGUUUGCUGUUUACGUCGGUGAUGUCAUCGCCGCUCCUGAGGCCUUGCGUGUCGAUCCUGAAAUACGUGGUCGAGUCUAAAUCGUUCCUGCUCAGUCCUUCAAAAAACCCGGUGAUGAAUUACCUUCUCCGCACGACUAUCUACAAUCAGUUCUGUGCGGGGUCGAACGAGAAGGGGGUGCGCCGGACGGUUCAGGAUAUGAAGAGUCUAGGUUUCAAGGGUGUUAUUCUAGGAUAUGCUCGGGAGUCUGUUGCGAGGAUGGAGGGUGCGGAUUCCCAAUGGCAUACGGUGAGCCAGAAAGUGCUGGAAGACAGCGCCGUUGAAGAAUGGAAGCAAGGGAACCUGCGGACCCUGAAGAUGAUUGGCGAGGGGGACUAUCUUGCCGUCAAAUUCACCGGUGCCGGUCCCGCGGCUGUCGAGGCUCUCGCGCGUGGCGACCCUGUUCCUCCUCCGCAGAUCAAGCAGGCCAUCACGGAGCUUUGCGCGGCGACUGCGGCACAGAACUCUCGUGUGUGGAUCGACGCCGAGCAGCAGGUCUUUCAGCCGGCAAUCGAUGCCUGGACCAUCGAUCUCAUGCGGCAGUUCAACCGGCAGGGAGCCAUCGUGGUGUUCAACACCAUCCAGGCGUACCUGAAAUCCUCCACCGAAAACGUCUACCAUCACCUGUGUCUUGCCGGAAAGGAAGGCUGGGGGUUGGGAAUCAAACUGGUCCGCGGCGCAUACAUUGCCCAUGACAUUCGAUCGCGCAUCCACGACACCAAAGCCGACACCGACCGCAACUACAACCACAUUGUGGAAAGUCUGCUUACUCGGAAAUUCCCACUGCGCGAGUCGGAGAGUACACCUGUGUUCCCUGACGUGCGAUUGUUCGUGGCCACGCACAAUGGGGAAAGCGUGCGGAAGGCAUCUUCCCUGCUCCAGCACCGCGUCGUGAACGGGUUGCCCACGAUCCCGGUGGAGGUGGGCCAAUUGCAGGGCAUGGCAGAUGAGGUGAGCUGCGGGUUGGUGGCACAACACCAGGCCGGAGAUUAUCUACCAGCAGAAGGCAAGUCAGUGGGUGCCAGCGCAGUCCCGGGCGUGUUUAAAUGUCUGGCUUGGGGGACCACCGAGGAAUGUCUCCAUUUCCUGUUGCGCAGGGCCGUUGAGAACCAGUCGGCCAUGGAGCGCACGAGGGAUACAGCAGCGGCGUUGAGGGAGGAAGCGAAGAGACGGAUUGGGUUGUGA